This is a messenger RNA of Xenopus laevis (African clawed frog), 2001 nucleotides long. RefSeq lists its product as uncharacterized. The record is from RefSeq and is a predicted model, not a curated record. The transcript is spliced from 2 exons. NCBI's taxonomy places the organism in Eukaryota, Metazoa, Chordata, Amphibia, Anura, Pipidae. The coding region runs from base 1 to 1827 and encodes 608 amino acids.
AUGGACGCUACUAAAUAUAGAUUGGAAGUCCACAGACAAUUGGAAGUACCAGGCCAUUAUUCCCCAAUUGAGCAAGAUCCAACGACACAGUUAAAGAAGGUGAUCGAUCUGAUGAUAAUGGAAGCAUUUGAUAUGGGAGUGAUUGAUAAAUCAACUAAGGAGUUUUUAACUACAGAUUUCCCUAGGAUUCCUACCUUGUAUGUACUUCCUAAAAUUCAUAAGACACUAGAAAACCCUCCAGGUAGGCCCAUAGUGUCUGGUAUUGGCUCAUUAUUAGAACCCCUUUCCAAAUUUAUUGACCACCAUUUACAGGAGUUAGUGCGUAAUCUACCCACUUGCCUUAAGGACACCAACGAUCUUUUGAUCAAAUUGGAGGGGGUUCCUAAAUUGAGCCCAGGGGUUCUUCUAUGCAGUAUCGAUAUACAAAGUUUAUUUACGGCAAUACCUCAAGAUGAGGGAAUUAAAUGCAUAGAAGAAGCCCUUUUGGAAACCAAUAUGAGCAAUGCUAAAUUAUAUUUUAUACUUGACUGUCUUGAAGUUGUGCUUAAAAAGAACUAUUUCAAAUUUGAAGACUUCUUCUAUUGGCAAAGGCAAGGGACGUCGAUGGGCUCUGCGGUGGCACCGUCCCUAGCAAACUUGUUUGUAUUUGAUUUAGAAAAGAAAUUGUUCCUGAAAGAACCAUACCUACAGUAUAUCGUCCACUAUUACAGGUAUGUGGAUGAUAUACUGAUUAUAUGGGAUGGACCACGUGAAACAUUUAUGGAUAUGGUGGAACAGGCCAAUACAGCACACAAGACAGUUAAAUUUACUAUGGAGGUUUCCGAUACUGCAAUUAAUUUCCUGGAUGUACAGAUUAAGUUGGAAAAUAAUAGCCUGAGUACCAAUUUAUACCGCAAAGAAAUGGAUAGGAAUAAUCUCCUACACAGGAAAAGUUUCCAUAACCCCCAGACCCUUAAUGCUAUUCCCAAGGGACAAUAUAUGAGGGCCAAGAAAAUAGCAUCAAGUAACACUGGUUAUAAAAUGGCAUGCAAAGAGCUAACAGAGAGAUUUGUACAGAGGGGAUACCCGAAAGGGCAACUACGAGCAGUAGAGAAUGAGGUACAGAAGAUAGAACGGGGAGACUUAUUAAAACCAAGAAAAAGGGAAGUGGACAGCGAAAGAAUAACUUUCGUGAGUAAAUAUGAUAAGAGAAGUAAAAUGGUGGAAAAAAUUGUAAAACAGUACUGGCCCAUAUUACAGACUGACACCAUCUCUGGUCUGGCUUUCAAGAAACCUCCACGCUUUGCUUAUAAGAAAGGGAAAUCCAUUAGUGACACACUAUGUUCCAUUGAAAAAAUGGACAGUAAGUAUAAUCCAAUGGUUAGUAAGAAGGUGGGCACCUUUCCGUGUCUAGGGUGUAAUUGUUGUAGUUCCAUCAUAAAAGGCCCCAAUAUUCAUCACCCAAUAUCUGGGCAAGAAAUUAAGCUUAAUACAUUUGCUACGUGCAAAACCGCGUAUGUUAUCUAUGUUUUGAAAUGCCCAUGUGGGCUGGUGUACGUUGGUAAAACCAUAAGACCCGUGCACAUGAGGAUUAAGGAACAUAAGGGUAAUAUAAGGAAUUUUAAGGCUGGCACCUAUUCUGAUACUCCUGUAUCAAGACACUUUUUUGAGCAUAAACACAAUGCAUGUCAGUUGAAAUGGAAGGUGUUGGAGGUGGUACCCAAUCCAGUUAGAGGAGGAGAUCAUAAUAAUUUAUUAUUACAAAGGGAGGCAAGAUGGAUCAGUCGGCUAGAAUGUAUCUCCCCGAAAGGAUUAAAUGAGCAAUAUAAUUUGAUAUGCUUUCUUUAAUGGUAUAAUGUAUCUUGUUGUUCUCAGGUAUUAUAAUUAGUGAGCUAACGGCAUUGCCGAGGAUCGUCGGCCGAAUCGUAGAUGGGUUAGGCCGAAUGGAGCAAUUUCCUGUAUUUUAAGCUGCUUGUAAAUGUUUUAUUGUAACACGUUCUUAUUGUAUUAUUCUGACUUUUA